AUGGCCAUCUCGUCCGCUAUCGUAUGCUUUUUUACCACAAUCCUGUUCCUCGCCGGCUAUGUGCUUCAGCAGCAGACAGUAUCAGACCUCCAAGCCGUCAUCAAGCCACAUGUACCCUCUCCGAUAGCGCCACCUGUACCUCCCCCACCCCCGACAAACCCAAAUGCAAGAGCCGCUCGUCCCGUAGGCGCAAGCUUGAAGGCAUAUGGAGAGCUCCAAGCAUACCUGUCUUCGGGGCCGAAGUCGAUCGACUGGAGCAGGCUGGCGUAUACACAGCUGGUGAAAAACCAUGCCGACGUAUGUAGCGCGGUCAUGCUGUUCGGGGAUCUGCAUCGGAUGAAGAGUCCCGCAAGGAGAAUACUCUUGUUUCCACAAGCAUGGGCGAUAGGUGGGAAGGGAGAAGUGGAAGACCCCUGGGUAGAAACGAGCCGCAGGCUACUGAGAAAAGCGGCGAGGCGAUACAGAGUAAUUCUGCAGCCGAUGACAACUAUGGCACAUGGAGGUGAUGAUUCGGUAGCCUCCUCCUAUUCACUUGCGACCCUGUUCGCUCUUAAAGAUUACGACCGCGUUCUCCAGCUGGCAACACCCGGGCUUGUGCUCGACUCAUCACCUCUCGACUCAAUCCUAGGCUUUGGACGUCCGGAGCCACUGUCUGCUCUUCCAGUGGACGACACGCGCAAAAAUAUAUCGAUGACUCUUCUACUAGCCCGCCCAUCUUCCAAGUCGUUCGAAGACUUGUUUCAGCAGUGGUCAUCCGCUCCGACCUCCGACCUCGAGCUUUUCCGCCAAAGCUUUGCCGCUCCUCACUCUCUUCUCCCUCCACACUUUCACAAGCGAGGCGUAGUCACAGACACAGCAUCCUUGCGAGAUGUUCCGGAACAAUUUAAUACUACGAGCUUCUUAGACCGGACUGCAUACGUGCAUCUUUUUGAUCCAGGACUGCCGGGCCCGGAGUACGAUGUGCCCUAUUCGGAACGACUGCGCUUUAGACCUCGACACGAUGACGCGAGUUUCCUGUGGGAACGGUUCUACGAGACGUACAGACAGAGGAGGAUGGAUGUCUGCGGGCUGGACCUGGAGACCUGGCAGCUGCCGGUGGUUGCUGUAGAUCCAGCCCCGGAAGCUGCUACGGGAACAAGAGAGGCAGGAGGCACGGCAACGCUAGCUGUUGAAGAUGUAAAUGACAAACCUAUAGAGCAUGGCGAUGCAUUGUAA
This is a messenger RNA of Coniosporium apollinis CBS 100218, 1215 nucleotides long. RefSeq lists its product as uncharacterized. The transcript has 3 exons. Lineage: Eukaryota; Fungi; Ascomycota; Dothideomycetes. The record is from RefSeq and is a predicted model, not a curated record. The coding region runs from base 1 to 1215 and encodes 404 amino acids.